Messenger RNA from Colletotrichum orchidophilum, 2097 nucleotides. RefSeq names its product glucosamine-fructose-6-phosphate aminotransferase. Gene Ontology annotation, biological process: protein N-linked glycosylation; UDP-N-acetylglucosamine metabolic process; fructose 6-phosphate metabolic process. The record is from RefSeq and is a predicted model, not a curated record. The annotation marks the transcript as partial. Gene Ontology annotation, molecular function: L-glutamine:D-fructose-6-phosphate transaminase (isomerizing) activity; carbohydrate derivative binding. NCBI's taxonomy places the organism in Eukaryota, Fungi, Ascomycota, Sordariomycetes, Glomerellales, Glomerellaceae. The transcript is spliced from 4 exons.
GGCAUUUUCGGCUACGUCAACUACCUUGUGGAGAAGGACCGCAAGUUCAUCCUUGAGACUCUGGUGAACGGUCUCUCCCGUCUCGAGUACCGUGGAUACGACUCUGCCGGUCUUGCUGUCGACGGCGACAAGAAGAACGAGGUUUUUGCCUUCAAGGAGGUUGGCAAGGUCGCCAAGCUCAAGGAGCUUAUCGCCGAGUCCAAGGUCGAUGAGACCAAGUACUUCGAUUCACAUGCCGGUAUCGCCCACACUCGCUGGGCUACUCACGGCCCCCCGUCUCGUCUGAACUGCCACCCCCACAGAUCUGACCCUACCUGGGAGUUCACUGUCGUCCACAAUGGAAUCAUCACCAAUUACAAGGAGCUCAAGACACUCUUGAGCGCCAAGGGCUUCAAGUUCGAGACCGAGACCGACACCGAGUGCAUUGCUAAGCUUGCCAAGUACCUCUACGACCAGCACCCCGAUAUUGGCUUCACCGACCUCGCUAAGGCUGUUAUCAACGAGCUCGAGGGUGCCUACGGACUUUUGAUCAAGUCCGUCCACUACCCUCAUGAAGUCAUCGCUGCCCGCAAGGGUUCUCCCCUUGUCAUCGGUGUCAAGACUCAGAAGCGCAUGAAGGUUGACUUCGUCGAUGUUGAGUACUCCGAGGAGGGCGCCCUCUCUGCGGAGGCUGCCUCUCAGAAUGUUGCCCUCAAGAAGCAGCAGAACAACUUCUUGAACCCCAGCACCUUGCUGGGCGCUCCCGACAAGUCGCUCCUGCAUCGCUCGCAGUCGCGCGCUUUCAUGACCGACGAUGGCAUGCCCAUGCCCACCGAGUUCUUCCUCUCGUCUGAUCCCUCUGCCAUCGUCGAGCACACCAAAAAGGUCAUGUACCUGGAGGAUGACGACAUUGCUCACAUCCACGAGGGUUCGCUGAACAUUCACCGUCUUAAGAAGGCGGACGGCAGCUCCAACGUGCGCACCAUCCAGACCCUGGAGCUCGAGCUCCAGGAGAUCAUGAAGGGCAAGUUCGAUCACUUCAUGCAAAAGGAGAUUUUCGAGCAGCCCGAGUCUGUUGUCAACACCAUGAGAGGCCGUCUCGAUGCUGCCAAUAAGACCGUCACACUUGGUGGUCUCCGCUCUUACAUUUCUACCAUCCGUCGCUGCCGCAGAAUCAUCUUUAUUGCAUGCGGCACUAGUUAUCACUCAUGCAUGGCCGUUCGCGGUGUUUUCGAGGAGCUGGCCGAGAUCCCCAUCGCCGUUGAGCUGGCAUCCGAUUUCCUGGAUAGACAGGCGCCGGUUUUCCGUGACGACACCUGUGUCUUCGUUUCUCAGUCUGGUGAGACUGCUGACUCUCUCAUGGCCCUCCGCUACUGCUUGGAGCGUGGUGCCCUGACCGUCGGUAUCGUCAACGUCGUCGGUUCCUCCAUCUCUCUGCUUACCCACUGCGGUGUUCACGUCAACGCCGGUCCCGAAAUUGGUGUUGCGUCCACCAAGGCCUAUACCUCCCAGUUCAUCGCAAUGGUCAUGUUCGCCCUCUCCCUUAGUGAGGAUCGUGCGUCCAAGCAGAAGCGGCGUGAGGAGAUCAUGGAGGGUCUCGCCAAGAUUCCUGAGCAGAUCAAGGAUAUCCUCACCCAGGAUCAGUCAAUCAAGGAGCUCUGCUCCAAGACCUUCCAAAACCAGAAGUCCCUUCUGCUGCUCGGUCGUGGUGCCCAGUUCUCUACUGCCCUUGAGGGUGCUUUGAAGAUCAAGGAAAUUUCCUACCUUCAUUGCGAGGCCGUCAUGUCCGGUGAGCUGAAGCAUGGUGUUCUUGCCCUCGUUGACGAGAACCUGCCCAUCAUUAUGAUCCUCACCCGCGAUGACCUCUUCAAGAAAUCGCUCAACGCUUAUCAACAAGUCAUUGCUCGCAGUGGCAAGCCCAUUGUCAUCUGCAAUCCUGGUGACGAGGAGUUCAAGACCAGCGAGGCCGAGAAGAUCGAGAUCCCUAAGACAGUCGACGCCCUCCAGGGUAUCCUCAACGUCGUUCCUCUGCAGUUGAUUGCCUACUGGCUGGCUGUCAUGGAGGGACUCAACGUUGACUUCCCCCGUAACCUGGCCAAGUCAGUCACUGUCGAGUAA